AUGCCAUCGAGACACAGUAGAUCAUCACAGUUAAGUUAAAAUGUUAUACAGAGUGGAAAAUGGUAAUGGUUCGUAUUUUUUAUUUACUUGUGUACUUGCUUGUAAAUAAAUCAAAUUGCAAUUUGUUUUGUUUAGGUUGACAUUUGAAUCCGUAAUGAUUAGAGGUUAUUUUUAUUAUGACCUUUUAUAUCAGAUAGUACUUUCUAUUGAACGUGUAAAAUAGUUACAAUAUUUUAAUUGUAUAACGCAAUUUGAUAAAAAGAACUUUAUUUGCAAUAUUCAUAGCAUAUUAAACUUCAAAACUACUUGCAUUCCUUUGGUUUAUUAUAGAUAAAAAUUAAACAAUUUUUUUCAAAAGUGUAUAAUAUGAAGAGAAUCAGUAAGAUUCUUAAUAAUGUUCAAUCAAAUAUACUAACUUGGGGUAAUCCAUUUAGCGACAAUGGACAAGAUGUAGUUAUUUGUAUAACAGGAAAUCCAGGACUGACUGAGUUUUACAUAGAUUUUGGUUCAGAAUUGUACAGAAGUUUACAGUUGCCUGUAUGUGUAUUAGGUCAUGCAGGUCAUGAAGGCAAUUGUUAUAACAAAUCAAAUGAAUCAAAAAAUGAUCUGACUUUAUUUGAUUUGCAAGGUCAACUUCAACACAAAUUGGAUUUUAUAGAAAAUCAUGUUAGUCAAACCAGUAAGAUACAUCUCGUUGGACAUUCCAUUGGUGCUUGGAUGAUUAUUGAAUUAUUACAGAAGAAUGAUAAAUUAAUGGACAAAGUUUUAUCUGUUAAUUUAUUGUUUCCUACAUUGCAAAGAAUGGCUGAAUCCAGAAAUGGUAUAUUUGUUAAUAAUGUUUUUAGAAAAUUUAAUUGGUUUAUAUUGUUUUUAUGUAAAUUGUUAUAUGUACUUCCAACAUUGGUAUUUCGUUAUAUUGUUUAUUUAUAUUUAAUGGCUACCUCAAUGCCAUAUUAUUAUUGUGAUACAAUCAUGCAAUUAGUUGAUCCUUCAGUGAUUGAAAAGGUUUUUUUUAUGGCUUUUGAUGAAAUGGACACAGUUAAAAAACUGAACAGAGAAGGCCUAAACAAAAUCAAACAUAUGACCAAUGUAAUAUAUGGGAAUAAAGAUAACUGGGCACCAUUAGAAUAUAUGGAGGACAUAAAAAAGUAUCAACCUUACAUUCAAAUGACUGAGACACACAACAUAGAACAUGCUUUUGUUAUAAAGUCAUCUGAGUGUGUUGCUGAUAUGGUAGCAAGUUUUAUUAAAUCUAAAGGCAUUAAAAAAAGUUAAAAUAUGUGCACUUAAAUUUAUUAAAAUAAUU
This is a messenger RNA of Nymphalis io (European peacock), 1306 nucleotides long. RefSeq names its product lipid droplet-associated hydrolase (gene sturkopf). The record is from RefSeq and is a predicted model, not a curated record. Gene Ontology annotation, biological process: lipid storage. Bases 367 to 1275 code for a protein of 302 amino acids. Gene Ontology annotation, cellular component: lipid droplet. The transcript is spliced from 2 exons. Gene Ontology annotation, molecular function: lipase activity. Lineage: Eukaryota; Metazoa; Arthropoda; Insecta; Lepidoptera; Nymphalidae.